AUGGAAGAGACAAGGCGGUGCACAAACCUGGUUGGAAGAAGCCAGACUGUGCGAGACAAGUGGAUAGUUGAUCCUAUCAUCCACAAGCUGACAGGGUUCUUCGUGGAUAAGACCACCUCCAACUUCUACGGCGAGACGAAACACACAUACACGAGUGAGGCCAUAUGCUCCAUGGCAAUGACCUUCGACAUCGGACCUGGUGCAAAGGCCCAGCGGUUGCACCGCGAUGAUAAGAAAUUCCAUGUGGACCACGAAGAUCAGACAGCGACGGGCUACCGGAAGGGAUCCGAUGUGAUUGAUGAUGGCGUUCAUGGUCCCUGGAGUAAAGACAACCUUUGA
Aspergillus calidoustus is the source of this 339-nucleotide messenger RNA. NCBI's taxonomy places the organism in Eukaryota, Fungi, Ascomycota, Eurotiomycetes, Eurotiales, Aspergillaceae. The record is from the annotation of a GenBank genome assembly.